Messenger RNA from Anthonomus grandis grandis, 1711 nucleotides. Its product is annotated as facilitated trehalose transporter Tret1-like. The transcript is spliced from 2 exons. Gene Ontology annotation, biological process: transmembrane transport. Bases 136 to 1506 code for a protein of 456 amino acids. NCBI's taxonomy places the organism in Eukaryota, Metazoa, Arthropoda, Insecta, Coleoptera, Curculionidae. The record is from RefSeq and is a predicted model, not a curated record. Gene Ontology annotation, cellular component: membrane. Gene Ontology annotation, molecular function: transmembrane transporter activity.
UAAAAACGAAAUCCUCUGUAAAUAAAUCUUAAAUAGUUAUACUAUUUAAAAAGUGAUAAAAUUUAUUUAUAUAUUGAAGCCGCGCUAUGAGUUUGUAAAGUUUUAGUAUCCUAAAUAGUUGCGGCACUAAGGAAGAUGGACCGAAAAAAACCAAAUUAUUUUAUUUACUUUGCUGCCAUUUGUUUAAAUCUCUCCUGUUUUUCCACCGGAAUCUGCUCCUCCUGGACCUCGCCGCUGAUCCCAAUCUUCGAAAGCAACGACCCCACUAUCAACCCGCUGGACCGGCCGAUCACACCCACCGAAUCCGGUCUGUUGGUAGCCUUGGUAAACCUCGGCGCAUUCGCCGGACCCUGGAUCUGGGGUCUUUUGGUCCAUAAAUUGGGAAAGAAGAAAAGUUUACUGUAUUCUGGACUUCCUACACUGGCUGCUCAUAUUUUAUGCACGAUCGCUACCAAAGUGGAAAUACUGUUCGUAGCGAGGUUUUUAAUGGGGUUAUCGGUGAGUGGGGCAUGGGCUGUGACACCGGGAUACUUAUCAGAAAUCGCUGAGCCAUCUAAUAGGGGGCUACUGAACAGUUUUUCCUUGGGGUCUUCAUGUUUGGGGAUCUUGUGGGGUUAUUUGAUAGGGCCUUUUUUGCCUGUCACGUGGUUUAGUGUGGUGAACGUAAUUCCUUCUGUGGUAUUUUGCGUUACAGUUUACGUGUUUGUGCCCGAGAGUCCGUUCGAUUUGGUUUUGAGGCAUAAGAGUGAGGCUGCCAAGAGGAGUUUGAUGGCUUUGAGGCGCGAUAGUAAUGUUGGAAAGGAGCUGAUGGAAAUCGAGAGGGUAAUAGGGGAUAACUCUAAAGAGAACAGUGGUUUCGCUGAUAUAUUUAAGAACAAGGGGAGCCUUAAUGGGUUUAUUAUUUGUGUGAUUUUAAUGGUUUUUAAUACUUUGACGGGGAUUAUUAUUGUGCUGAGUUAUGCUCAGUCGAUUUUUGAGACUGCGGGUAGUCCAGUAUCACCUGAGUAUUCUGCUAUUUUCAUUGGUGCGGUGGCUUUUGUGGCUACUGUUGCAAACUCUCAGGUUAUAGACCGUUUUGGUAGAAGACCGGUUAUUAUUAUUUCCAGUCUAAUAGUGGCGCUGUCUCAUACUAUUUUAGGUGUUUACUUCUAUUUGCAAAACACAGGGACCGACGUGCAGAACAUUGGCUGGGUACCAAUUACUUCUGUGAUGACGUUCACUUUUUUUCAUCAUUUUGCUUUGGGUUCGGUACCAUUUUUGAUUCUGGGUGAGCUGUUGGCUUCUAAUAUCAAGGCUGUAGCUACUACAGUUUGUACCACGAUUAACUUCGGACUUGGCUUCGCCCUCUCGUUGGUAUAUCCGUAUAUUGUGCAGUAUUUAGGAAUUGCAAAUGCUUUUUUCAUUUUUGCCGUUUCGAUGGUUUGUUGUGCGGUGUUUUGCAUCUUUAAAGUGCCUGAAACUAAAGGCAAAUCUUUUAAGGAAAUUUUCGCUCUUCUUAGUAGGUAGCUGAAAAGUGUUACCACCAAAAGUGCAGGCAACCAUGGAUUAAGAUUUUAAAUAAAUACUGUGUAUUUGUAGGGAUGAACUGUAGCACCGUACAAAUAUGUUCUUAGUAUAUUAUUAAGGGAUGAUUAUUUAUUGUAUAUACUUUUUAAAAUAUCAUAUAUACCAUGUCCAAGCUUUAGUACAUUAUAUUUAUAAAUAAACGCAA